This is a messenger RNA of Exophiala oligosperma, 2217 nucleotides long. RefSeq lists its product as uncharacterized. NCBI's taxonomy places the organism in Eukaryota, Fungi, Ascomycota, Eurotiomycetes, Chaetothyriales, Herpotrichiellaceae. Gene Ontology annotation, molecular function: oxidoreductase activity. The coding region runs from base 1002 to 2141 and encodes 379 amino acids. The transcript has 2 exons. The record is from RefSeq and is a predicted model, not a curated record.
CUUCGUACUCCAUUUGACACCUGGCAGCCUGUGGUCUGAUUCUACAACACUGCGAUUGAUCCGAAAUAGAGGUGGGUUGAUAGGCAGAGAAAUCUCACUGCUUACUCUUGCAACAGAUGGGACAAUGCUUUGUAUGUAUGGGCAUUCGAGUAUGGACCACUCAUUGCAAUGCGAGCUUUUACAGGACAAUCUUCCCCGGCACUAGCGACAAGUCUGUACUAAGAUGGACCACAACGUUAAUUGCAUAUCAUGACCUCAAUCAGUCCUUAUGCCCUCACUUGUCAUUCGUCAAAAGGCUUGAUUGAAACAGAUGGAGACCGAACUGUGUCGAUCGCAUUUCUGCAUGUGUCAGGAAAACCGUGUUCCUGAAAGGCUGCAUUUUCCUCUCGGUUCCCACCUGGUGUAAGCAACGAACCCCGGAGUAGAAUACGAGCACACGAGUGCGCCUGUCCGUGACAUUUCUGGUUAAGUCCCUGCCAGACACGGCUGCCGAUGUCUAGAGCUGCCCUGGUCGUCCGCCGUCAUGCAUAACAACUGAAAAGAGUUUAUGUCUGGUCCGUAGCGUCGGACUGGCUGGCCUUGCAGAUGCUGCUGAGUUGCAUCAGUGCUGAGCUUGGCAAGUUUAUUCCCUGCACUUCUCAUCCAAACAAGACGUUCAGCGUGGAACAGGAAUAUCGAUCUAGUUCGACAAGAAACUCCGCGAACUUUUAGAGCAAGCCGGUACACAGGCCCGUCCUCCUAAGCUACGCACGGGUCUAUGACGACGAGAUGUACACUUGUCUCAGAGCCUCCAACACACAGUCUUUCUCUCAUUGCGAGAAUAGUGCUUAGUGCCAUGGCGAACAUGCAGUUCAGCCCGUGGGGGCCUGUUCUGUAUACAUGAUAGUAAGUAUAAAGAGCCUUGUGAAUCACUUACCACCUUGGAGUCUUCUUUCCCAGACUCUUCUGAAGCCUUGUCCUCGUUCCUCUUCUGGCUUUUUUCCCUUUUCGAGAUCACGGAGAUGGCUCGCUUUGCAGUAUUGGUAACGCUGCUCGCAAUUUUUGCGACGGUCCUUGGUGGACCAACAGGGACAUUUCACGGGCAUCGUCCUGGUGGCGGAGGGCCACCUCCGUGGGGUUGUAACAGCAAAACGAUGCAAAUCCGAAAAGACUUCAAUAAGGCUACACCCCAAGAAAGAAAGGAAUAUACCGAUGCUAUAAACUGCGUCAUGACUUUUCCAUCGAAUUUGGAUCAAAAACAGUACAGCGGCGCGAUCAACCGAUAUUUUGAUUAUGCGACCAUCCACAUUAACCUAACUCAAGUCAUACAUUUGGAUGGCUUCUUCCUUGUCUGGCACCGAAUGUUUGUCCAUUUGUUUGAACAAGACAUGAGGCAAAACUGUGGCUUCCGAGGACCUAUGCUAUACUGGAAUUGGCCCGCCACCGCAGCAGACAUCGAUACAACCCCAAUUUUCAAUGGCGACGAAUACUCAAUGUCGGGUAACGGAGAAUAUUUCAACCCUGGUCCUUAUCAAGUCGGACCGAACUUCACCGUGCCUCAUGGGUCGGGAGGUGGAUGCGUUACUACAGGCCCAUUUGCGAAUCACAUAAUCACUAUGCAGCCCAGUAUUGACCCUCUAUUCUUGCUCACUGGCGAGCCACUUCCUCAGACUGUCUUCCAGAGAAACGAGUCAUGUAUGACUCGUGACCUCAAUUCUUGGGUAGCGACCAAGUUCGACAAUUGGACGAGAGUCGAGGAUGCUUUGAAUUGUCCCGAUCAAGCGUGCCUUGCAAGCGAAUUGAAUGGUGCAUUUGGUGGCAAUGAUUUUGGGUUGCACGGAGGCGCUCAUUUCAGUGUAGGCCCACCUGAGAGCAAUAUCUUCGUGUCGGUGCAAGAUCCUAUAUGGUGGCCACUGCAUACAAUGCUUGACAACCUCUAUGUCCAGUGGCAGAAAAGACAUCCUGAUAUUCAAGAUCAGAUAUGGGGUACAGAAACGGCCAACAAUGUCCCUCCUAGCGCCAAUGUCACCCUUGAAACUUGGACACCAGAUUGGGGAUAUUUUGCUCCGUCUAUGCAAAUGAAGGACUUAAUGAGCACAACCGCCGGCCCAUUCUGCUAUGACUACGAAUGGGAAGAUGGCCCAUAUACCGAGAAAAAAUAGAAGGUGGACUGAAGGUGAACAACAUAUUAAGCUUACCAGAUAUGCAUGCAACACAUAAUAAUGUUAUCAAUAUGGA